AAAAAAAAAAAAAAAAGACGAAGAGAAAGUCAAAGUCUACUCUCCUGUCUUUUCAUAGUCAGCUCCGAAUUUCAAUUCCGUGCCUACCAUCGAAGAAAUGAAUUAGCAGAUGCUAGCGGUGGGCAUGCGCCGGAGAUGUUGUCUGUGGCGGUUGCUGUGAACGGCGGUGUAGGUGUCGGAGGAAAGGGAAGCCGAAGAGCCGUUCGCUGGGCAGUCGAGAAUUUAUUGCCCAAAGCCAAUCGGUUCAUCUUAGUCCACGUCAUUCCGGCCAUCACUUUUAUACCUUCUCCUUCUGGAAAUCGUUUGCCCGUUGAAGAAGUGGACGAGAAUGUGGUGGCACUGUACGUGCAGGAUGUGAAAGUGAAGUUCCAGGAAAUCUUUUUACCCUUUAAAAAGAUAUGCAAGACUCAAAAGACGGAAACUUUGGUGCUAGAGGGUGACAAUCCUGCAAGCACGCUCUUAAAAUUUGUGUCAGAAUGGGGGAUUAAUAGUUUAAUAUUGGGUUCUUGGUCUCCCAAUUGUAUAAUCAGGAAGCUAAGGGGACCAGGGGUACCAAUAACUGUGCUGAAUGGUGCUCCAGAGACGUGCAAUGUUCGUGUUGUAUAUAAACACAAAAUCAUCACAAAGUCAGGAAAUUCCUCUUCCAUUACUGGGACCAGCCGUAGGCACUGGGUUUUUACUAAAAGAGGUUAUACAAAAGGUUCUGGCAGCAUCAAUGAUUUAGCUUUUGAGCCUGAGGUUUAUUCUUCCCCUGUAGAAUCCAAAGUUCAGAAAUCCUUUGGAGCAUCAUCAGUGUCUGAGUCUGACUUUAGUCCCCUAGAAACUCAAGCAUUUGAACACGGGGAUUCUUCUGUAAAUGCUGCUGUAGAUGUUGGCAGGACUUUUCAGAAAUUGGAAGAUGACCCUCUAACUGUUAGUACUCAGAGUCAGACAUUUGAUUCCACUGCUUCAAUAAAAACUGACUGGUCAUAUGUACAGGCUGAAAUAGAACGGCUACAGCUAGAAUUACGAAAUACAGUUACCAUGUAUAGAAGAGCUUGUGCAGAGCUGGUGCACACUCAAAGCGAGGUCAAAUUAGUUUCGUCUGAGUUUGUUGAGGAAGCAAGAAGAGUGAAUGCUGCCCUACAAAGAGAAGAAACUUUGAGAAAAAUUGCUGCUGUAGAGAAAGCAAGGUAUUUACAAGCCAAGACGGAGAUAGAGGAGGCAAAAAAUUUAUUUGCUAAAGAAGCUUAUGAAAGGCAGAUGGCUGAGCUUAGGGCUGAAAAGGAGUUGUUAGAGAAACAGAAAAUUGUUGAUGCAAUCUUCUUGAGUGAUAGGAGGUACAAAAAGUACACUACGGAUGAAAUAGAGUUGGCAACAGAUUGCUUCUCUGAGAGUAAUGUGAUUGGUGAAGGAGGGUAUGGAAAAGUAUACAAAUGCAAUCUUGAUCACACGCCAGUGGCCGUGAAGGUUCUUAGGCAUGAUGUAGUUAACAAGAAAGAGGAUUUCUUGAGAGAGGUUGAAGUUCUAAGCCAGUUACACCAUCCACACUUGGUUUUGCUGCUUGGAGCUUGUCCUGAGAAUGGUUGUCUGGUAUACGAGUACUUGGAAAAUGGAAGCUUAGAUGAGUGUAUCUUCCACCGAAAUGAAAAACCGCCUCUUCCUUGGUUUAUUCGCUUCAAGAUAGUUUUUGAAGUGGCUUGCGGACUUGCAUUCUUACACAACUCAAAGCCCGAGCCUAUAGUUCAUAGGGAUCUAAAACCGGGUAAUAUACUGUUAGACAGGAAUUAUGUGAGCAAAAUUGGAGAUGUUGGGCUGGCAAAACUCAUUACAGAUGUUGUACCUGACAACAUCACAGAGUAUCGAGACUCUAUUCUUGCUGGUACGCUCUACUACAUGGAUCCUGAAUACCUGAGAACUGGGACCAUCCGACCAAAAUCAGAUCUAUAUGCUUUUGGAAUUAUAAUUCUCCAAUUAUUAACCGCUCGGCGUCCUAAUGGUCUUAUAUUGACUGUUGAAAAUGCAAUAAUAAAUUCUCAGUUUGCCAACAUUCUGGAUACAUCAGUUACAGAUUGGCCACUUCUUGAAACCGAGGAGCUAGCUCAAAUUGCAUUGAAGUGCUCAAAACUUAGAUGCAGGGAUAGACCAGAUCUUGAUACUGAAGUUCUGCCAGUUCUCAGAAGAAUUGUAGUUAUUGCGGAUGCUAGCUUAAAGUUGGAAAGAAGCAAAACCUAUGCACCGAGUUACUACUUUUGUCCUAUCCUUCAGGAAAUAAUGGAUGAACCGUACAUUGCUGCUGAUGGUUUUACUUACGAGCACAGAGCAAUUAAAGCAUGGCUUGACAGACACAGGGUAUCACCAGUGACAAAGCUUAGGCUUCAGCAUUCUAUAUUAAUUCCAAAUAACACAUUACGUUCAGCCAUACAGGAGUGGCGGUCACGCCAGCAUUUGCAAGUGCCAUAAAGAUACUUGACCAUAGCCAUUCAACUACUCACCAGCAGGAGAAAAGACAACAAAGCUAAUUUGGCACAUACUGUUAGUUAUAACUUGUGAUCCUCUAUAUUGAAUUGCUACAUAAAUCCAUGUCACUGUACAUCUAAUAUUUGUGAUCUGUAUACAUUUAUUUGGAGCCUAAAAGAUGGACAAAGACCAAAGCCUUUCAUUUUUUCAAA
Molecule: messenger RNA, 2651 nt
Organism: Jatropha curcas
Lineage: Eukaryota; Viridiplantae; Streptophyta; Magnoliopsida; Malpighiales; Euphorbiaceae
Product: U-box domain-containing protein kinase family protein
Biological process (GO): protein ubiquitination; protein phosphorylation
Molecular function (GO): ubiquitin-protein transferase activity; ATP binding; protein kinase activity
Source: RefSeq, a predicted model, not a curated record